Molecule: messenger RNA, 941 nt
Organism: Prionailurus viverrinus (fishing cat)
Lineage: Eukaryota; Metazoa; Chordata; Mammalia; Carnivora; Felidae
Product: protein CCSMST1
Exons: 2
Coding region: 51-458 (135 amino acids)
Source: RefSeq, a predicted model, not a curated record
GUGACGCAAACGGGCCGCGCCGCCCCGCCGAGCGCAGAGACAGGGUCGCGAUGAGCCGUGUCUGGCGUGCGCCGGCCACCGGGGCUGUCCGGGCGCUGAGGUUCGUGCGCGGGGCUUCCCGACACCUGCAGCCGCCGCCGGGUGUCCGGGCUCAGGGCCAGCCCGCGGCCGAGGCUGAGGAAGAGGACGACCCUAACCGUCCCAUUCAGUUUUCCUCCAGCAAAGCCAGCCCGUCCCGCUGGAAAGUGCAGCACUCCCUGGGAGGGGAGCAGCAACGGCCCUGGUGGAGGGUGCUGCCCUUCAGCCUCUCGCUCAUGGCUCUGGUGGCCUGGUGCUUCUUCAGGCAGGAGACCAGCACGGACCGGUGGUUGAAACAGGUGUUGGGAGAAGAGGAGCCGGAGCCCGGCGAUCGUUCUCAGGAGCCUGGAGCUCCGACCGUCCACCAGGCGAGAACGUAGCGGGGUGCCGGCGGGGGCUAGCAGCGAGGAGACAGGGAGCCGCCCUUGGGCUUCUGAUAUCGCGUUUGACCGUUUCUGCCUUGGUUAUGCGCGUCCCCAGAGUGAAGGACUUGGCACAGCUGGCCACACCGACCCGCGUGAGGGCAGAGCAGAGUGUCCACAGAACGGAACCGGCUCUUCGCCUGAUACUUGCUGCCCAGCGGAUACGCCCCCGAGACGUUUCUCUUUCCGACCCGUGGAAAGGGUUUUGGUUGCACUAUGUACCGUUGGAUUUGGGAUGUGUCUUUCUCCAACGCGAUCAUGUUUCCAAAGCAAUUCUGGUGACACUGGCAGUCCAGCGUAACCCAGUCUGCAGGUCGUUUGCUUUCCGAGACAGAGUAACUGGGAGAAGCGUGAAACUUUUUUUAACGUACCGUGCUGUGUAGAAAUAGAUGUUCGUUUGACAAACUGACAAUAAAUUUUAAUUUGGUGAUGUGGAAUUAA